Molecule: messenger RNA, 18818 nt
Organism: Podarcis lilfordi (Lilford's wall lizard)
Lineage: Eukaryota; Metazoa; Chordata; Lepidosauria; Squamata; Lacertidae
Source: the annotation of a GenBank genome assembly
AUGAUUGGCAGAAGAUGUAAACAUUUUAUAUUUUCUGGAUUAAUUUUCAUCAACAUUAAAAUGGUAAGUCCAAACAGUUUAUCCCUUGAGCAUUUUCAGAAAUAACUUGCUGCCUAUUGAAUUAAUAAAUUUAAAUUUAUUCUCAAUAUUAAAAAAAAAUACUCCUGCUUUUGAAUGGUUUUGCUCCGGCUAUGUGCAGCUUGAGUCAAAACAUGUUAAUUGUAAUAUCUUGCCAAUAAAUUACUUAAUUAUUUAUUUUCUAUGUAUUAUUUGGUGCAAACCUCUUGUAAGACCAUGCAACAGGAAAACGCAUCUUUAUUGCCAUUUCAAAACUCAGGCAGUUUCAAUCCACAAACAGUUUGAAAGGUAUAUUGCAAUUGGCUAAAAGUUUGCUUAAUCUGUGAUGCUGGUAAUAAUGAUUAAUUUGUAACUCUGAAAUCUCUUCUUGCUGUUAGAACCCUGGAUGGAAAGCAGAGUUAUGAGACCUUAGUACAUUUAUUUGGUGGCUAUUUAUUUAGGAAGCUGAGUAAGACAAUUGGUCUAUAUUAUCUAUGCUAAGUGGCAAUGGCUCUCACCUGGGAUGUUCACAGCCCUACCUUCAAAUGCCAGGAGUUGAAACUGGGAGCUUCUGCAUGCAAAGCAUUGAGCCGUGGCCCUUCCCAUACUUCUCUUGUGGCUUUCCAUUCAGCUUGUCAGAAGUAUAUUUGAUCAGGUAGUUUGCUCCACUGAAUCCUGACUCUCAGGUUUUCAGCUAGUGCACCUUAGAACCAGUGGCCUCCAGUGCACAUUGCAUUCCUUUUCACAUCAAAAUACACAUCUUCUUGCCAGAGAUGGGAAUUUAGAUAGGCAGCUACAUCAGCAAUAUGAGAUGGAAGUUUUCCUGUGCAUGAGGUUUUCUCCUAUCAGAUUUGUUAGAUUAUGGGGUCGAAACUUUACGUCCAGUUAAUGUGUUUGAGAUUAGAAUGCCUGUCUGUCCACAACUGGAAACUUUCCCUUUCUGGAUCAAUAGGCAGAUUCAGGAGAGAAAGUUGAAUUCAUAAUGUGAUCUGCACACCAGUGUCAAAUCUCAUCAAUAGCUUUGUAGAAGGCGUGGAUUUAACAAGCCAGAAUAAAAUAAUAUAUUAUUGUGAUUAUUCUUUGUACUUGUUUUGCUCAAGAAAAUAAUGGACUGUAGUGCUGCAAUCCUAAACUCUAGGUAGUAAACCCCAUUGAACAUACUAGGACUUACUUACCAGUAAACUGCUUAGAAUCUGCUGUUAAGGGGGGCAGGGAAAUCUGAAAAGAGUUUUUCUCUGUGUUACUAAUUUUCUACCAUCUUUUACAGAUUCCUUCAGCGAACACAGGUAAAAUCUGAUAGGUAUUUUUCUCUUGCCAUUAUUCUUUUUAGUGGGCCCCAGGAGAAAAUUAAAGCCCAUGUUUGGUAGACAUCUUAUUGUGCAACACAAUGCAACAGUAAGGAAGUCCCACUGAGUUCAGUAGGGCUUGCUCCAAGGUAUUGGAUAGCAGUCAGGCAUAGUAAUCCAAACGCAGGAAGAAACAGAGUUGUGUGGCUCCAUUAUUGCAUCUGAAGCCCUGUGGGCUAGGACAGACAGUGGGGCAGAGGGAUUCAAGAAUCUGGCCAGUUGGGUUUACACAACUUUUAAAAUCCAGCAGGUUUUUGAACCCGGCAGAUUUGAAGCCACUUAUACCCCCACCCCCAAAACAUCCCAUUUUGGGUCUCCCCAUAUUCUGCUACUAGUAAAACUACCUGGAUGAAGAUGGCUGGGCAAAGUUUGGAGUGGAGUCCCCCCCACCAGUGGUAUUUGACAGAAAUAUACCUGCACACCAUCCUAAACCUUGUUCUCCUGCCUAGUCAUGAAAGUGGGGGUUUGGAUUAUGCUCUUACAGUUUAAUAAAUAUUGUUCCUUUUUUAAUAAAUAUGUAUAAAUUUAUUAGCAUAACUACCUAGUGUAAGUAGUCAAUAGGUACAAAUCACAUGGUUAGGAUCAUGCUGUGAGUUAGUAAAACAGUGGCCAUAAUCCUAAAGACAAGGGGCGAGGGUGGGAGUGCUAUUAAAGGGCUAGAAAUGGUGCAAAACCAAUUUCCCAAGAGACUGUUUUCCUUACCCAAGGGAACAGCAGCCUCACUCUUAAGCAUGGAAGCUGGAUGGCCAGUGUUAACUGCAAUAACUGAUUGCACUAUAUUUAAUGACUUGUAAAGACUGUCCUCCAUGCCUUGUGAGUGCUUGCCAGCCCUGUGCAAUGAGGAAUUGGAAAACAGCCAAUGGUGGAAAUCUAACACCCAACAUUAUUGGAACUCUUAUUAUUUCCAUAAGCUAGAGAUUAUAUCCAUGGACAAAUGCCAAUUAAGGGAUUGGUGCCACUGGACAGAAUCACGACGUGAUCUGCAAGCAAUCAAAUCCUCUAAAUGCUCUCCUUUGUUCCCCCUUCUAAUUACAGUCCAUUUUAGAGUCAGUUACCUGUCGAAUCUCCAGCCAACCUCACUUAGAUUCACUUUUACUGAGCUGCAUUUUUAAGCUAUACCCUCCGCCGACCCAGACGGAUGAUAUAACAGGAUACCAUAGGAAGGCGGACUCUGUAUAUGUGGGCAACUGCAGGUGGAAGACAUCUUGCACUAUUUACUAUAUUGCCCACUAUACAUUGGACCCAGGAGAUGAUUUUUCACCUUACCGUCCGUACAGGAAAGAUGUCUCUCCCCAGCAGAGAAGAUCCUAUGGCUUCUUAGCGAUGUAAACAUUUCAGUGACUCAUAAAGUCGCCCUUUUUGCUUUGGGAGCCAAAAAGAUCAGAAAGAAGACCCUGGACAAUAUAGCAGUGACCUGUAAGGGAGCUGCAGAGAUAUAAACAGAGAUCAUUAUUUGUGGUGUGACAACCCUUUUGCUUCUGCUCAUUUUUUAUUCAGAUUUGUCACGGCCAAUGGCUAGUACAAUAAAGUUAUUUGGAUUGGACUUAAAGUGUGUGGGUUGCAUUAGGUUCCAAAACAAUAAAAAUUUGCACAUGAAGCUAGUAAUUACAAACCCAUGAAUUAUAACAGGAAUAACUACACAACAAAUGCCUUUUAGUUUUAUACCGGUUUAACUUCCAGGGCUUUCCUUUAUUUUUAUUUUUUUUAUAAAUCCAGGAAACUUGUAGUUGUGUUAGAAAUACCUAACUUCCUUACAAAACUAUAGGCUCCCAAAAUUCCAUGGGUGUAGGGAAUGACUAAUAAACUUACUGCUGGUGUUGAUAUUUCCCCCAGCUUUCUAGAUUGUAGCCUAUGGGUGACAGCCAGCUAAAUCACAGAGCAGAUCACUGAAAUCAGUGGUUUAAAAGCCCUUUGAUUUCAGUGAGUCUACUCUUGAGUAGAGUAUGAUUUUAAUCGGACAACUCCCAGUGACUAUUGCGUUGCAAGGUAAGGAGACUGACUGUUCAUGUGUAUACUUUUGCAGGUUUCACUGUAUCUGUUUACGAUGUGACAUCAAGAAGUGUUUAUCUCCAAUGGCCCAAAUUCCCCGGAGCCUUUUCAUAUAGAGCCAUGGCAACCCCUUUGAACACAGUGGGACACUCCUCAUCAGCCCGUUUCAGUGACGUCACACUUGUAGGUGCUCUUGCAUCUCUAGCUCCCAACACAAUCCACACUGUGAAAGUGGACGCCAUAGACAAGAAUGGAGUUAUACUGGCUGAGGCUCAGACUAUGCAGUUAACGGGUUAGUAUGAGAUGGUUUAAAACAGAGUUGGGGAGCCUCAGGCCUAGGGGCCUCUCUAUCUGGCUUUUGGCCUCUCCAUAGGCCACAACCUGUCCUGAGGCCACACCAUGACUAGCCCGCCGAUGAGGCAAGGUGAGGCGACCAUCUUGUGUGGCAGGAUCCACAGGGGUAGCAGUUCUGGCCUCUAAAGAAUGCAUUUCUGGCUGCAGGCCAGAUCUGCCUCCUCCUCAGGAGUCCCCGAGCCCCAUGCUGCCUCUAUAGCAAUCUAUAGCAAUAAGAGAAGCUGAUGGUCUCCUCCUGCCCUUGGGGAGCAAAUGACUGGGUCUGUCCUCUGGGGUCUCCUGGGGGGCUGGACCCUCCUAGCACAGUUCAGAGUGUGCUUCUUUCCCUCACCCCACAACAGCCAUUGGGUAAGGUUGAUUUCAUUCCCCCCUCCUUGUUCCCAAUGUAGAACUUUGGAUGCGGGUGGCGCUGUGGCCUAAACCACUGAGCCUCUUGGGCGUGCCGAUCAGAAGGUUGGCGGGUUGAAUCCCUGAGAUGGAGUGAGCUCCUGUUGCUCUUUCCCAGCUCCUGCCAACCUAGCAGUUUGAAACCACAAUAGUGCAAGUGGAUAAAUAGGUACCGCUGUGGCGGGAAGGUAAACAGCGUUUCUGUGUGCUCUGGUUUCUGUCACAGUGUCCUGUUAUGCCAGAAGUGGUUUAGUCAUGACCCAGAAAGCUGUCUGUGGAUAAAUGCUGGCUCCCUUGGCCUGCAAGCGAGAUGAGCGCUGCAACCCCAUAGUCGCCUUUGACUGGACUUAACCAUCCAGGGGACCUUUACCUUUACCUUUUACCUUUUAAUGUAGAACUUACUCACCCCCUUGGUCCUGAUGAAGAUAUUUCCCCUUUGUUCCUGAUGUAGAUCUUCACUUACCCCUCCUUCCCUGGCAUGGGGGCCUCACAAUUUUGUGGUUCACCUCAGGUGCCAAAAUGUAUCAGGAUGGCCAUCCUUUGCCAUCCCUCUUCUACUGCCUUCUUGCUGGCCAGGAAAGAGGGUGGUGUGUGUGUGUGUGUGUGUAAACCUCUGGCUUUUGCAUGCCUCAAAUGUAGCCUACAGUACAAAGGUAAGUCACGUCCAUUACUCUACCCAGUUUUGCUUCUGCACCUGCCUGCUCCUAACAUGUGCGGCUUGUAAAGCUGCUCACAAGAUAAAGUGGUCUUCCCAGCUGAAAAAUAUUUCCCACUCCUGGUUUUAAUAGAGUUGGUUUACAUAUUUGUCAAUAGUCCCAAUAAAAGCUACCAGGGUUUUUCAGUCUUAUAUUAUUAUAUUCUACUGAAUCUUUAACAGAAAAAAUAUAAAUGCUGCUGUUCUGAAUAUAGUCAAGUUGCAUAAGGCUGAAAUCAUAUAUAACAACCAUGGAACUCUAUGGGAUGUACUUCUAGGUAUGCAUGCAUAGAACCAUGCUAAAAAUCCUAUCAAAGUCAGUGAGACAUAAGCAGCCUAACUGAGCACAGAGCCAAUGGCACUGUGAAACUUUGCCAGAUGUGGGCAUUUGAUUACAAAUCCCUUUUGCACCAGGCUGGGGGAGGGAGUUUGGAUUGCGCAGAGGUGUUGCUCUGCCUAGUCCUGCAAGUCUCUGCCUACAGAGUGAGGCUGGUGUUAUCCCACUGGUACAGAGCACCCUUUUCUGCUCAUUGAAUGGACUAGUGGAAGUGCCACAGUAUAAGGUCCCAAAAUGGGUUGGAGAGAGGGAGCGACUGAGGUAGGCAGGGAUCCAUUGGAUUCCAUGAUGGCUUCACUGCUUUCAUGUGGUGGCAUCAGGCCUGAUACAGUUCUGAUCACUGUGCCAACAUCUGAGAAAUGGAUAGCAAUGCUUCUUUAUUAAUUUUUUAAAAAGAAUGCUUUGCAUACUUACACAUGGUGGGAAAGGAGGACAUAUCUGACCAGCUGGCUGAAUAGCACUGAAUGAAAGAAUGUCUUGGCUUAAUACAAUGGAAAUAUUGUUCAUUAAGAGCUUGUUGUGCUUGCAGAAGAACAGCUCCUGUAAUAUUGCCAAACUCUCUGAAACCCUAUUUUUAUUUGUUAUGAAAUUGCUGGCUGUGUUUCAAAACACAAGCUUACGUUUUAGAUGCCUUUUAAUUUAAUUUAAUUUAAUGUUAUUUCUUAAUUUAGUUAAACAGAGUAUAAGUCACUUACAGCCAUGUUAUAGGUUCUUACUCCUCCUGUUUUGUUUUUAAAGCUCUGCUACAGUACUUCCAGACUGCUUAUAUUGAAUAAUUUUUAUCUGAAUUAAAAGUGGAGAUACUUCAGUAAUUUAUUUCACUCUUACACUUGGAUAGGUUUAGUUCUACAUUGUGUAAAAGGUCCCACUUCCAAUGUUACUGCAUGAAGCACUGUUCUUACAGGGACACAAGCAAAUUACCCAGGCCCAGAUCAGACUAUUUGUCCAUGUAGCCCAUAAUACUUUGACUGACAGUAGCUCUCCAGAGGCUCUUGCAGAGGUCUUUCCCACUAUCUGCUGCCUGAUUCUUUUUGACUGGGCCUGCGACGUUCUGCAUGCAAAGCAUGCAUUCUACUGUGUCCCUCUUCUAGAACACAACCAACACUUCACUGUGGUUCCACAUUGCAGAGGUCAUUCCUGGUCAGCAAGCUGUCCUCAGGUAAGCUUGCCUUUCCUACUGAGGUUGUCACUGAGGACCUCCUGAGUGGCUUCCAGUAAUUUCCCAGAACCCAGUUUAAAAACUACUGAUGUGUGUAAUCUGUUUUAACUAUGGAUCUUUACAUUUCCCAGCCUUCUGGGCUCCAAAGGGGCUAAAGCAUAUUCCGUUGGAGUGCAGUACCAAUGUGACUCCCAUCUUCAUCCCUGAAACUGCCCAAUGACUUUGUCCAACCCAAAUGAAUAAAUAAUUCAGCGAUGUACCAGAUGCUGCUGUGCCAAUAGCCAAUACAGUCAUACUCGUACAAUGGCUCUGUGCCAUAAGUUGCAGAGUGCCAAAACCUCUGGCUAAAUGAUGUGUGUGAGUUAGGAACCUUUAGCAUGCCUGCAAGUCCUAGCAAUGUUUUAUUCCAAACCACUCAAGUGCUUUUCCUGUGCUCACCAGGACAAAGAGGAAUGCAAUUUUUAAGGCACACAUUGCCUGUCUUGUUCUCACACUAGAGACUGCUAAACUAAUAUGUGUUACCAACAGAAUAAUGAGAAAUGAAAAGAGAGACAUCAAAACCAUGUCCUUCCGGAGCUGGUACUUUGGGAAUAAACAGGCACAUUCAGCUAUGCAAAGUCAUGCCCUUGCAUGUCAACAUGUUAUUCCUCUUCUUUUAUUUUGUUUUAAGCUCCUGAGAUUCCGACUAUUGAACAAGCUUAUUCAAAAUUGAGUAACAGUAUCACAGUGGAAUGGGCAUCUGUCACAGGGGCUUCAAGUUACCUGCUGACAGCACAGGAUGGAGAAUCAUUCAUUGAAACAGUAGUCACAAACUCACCAGGCACUGUGACUGGGCUGAAGGCUGCUACACUGUAUAAAAUCACAAUCCGAUCUAUAAACACUGGAGGAAGAAGCCAGCCUUCAACUUCAAAGAAAGCAAAGACAGGUAUUUUUUCAUCUCAUUUAGACACCACAUAUGUUAGGUAUUAAGGAUGCAUUCGCAACCGAAUUGUUUCACAUCCUUCCUCAUUCAUUUUAAUCUGACUUCUGAUUUAGGUUUGGAAGGAAGACUACACUAAUAACCUUGACUAACUCUCUAUUUCUUGGAAUCAACAGGGAGAAUACCUCCUCUUUAUCUUUCUAGGUCCCUCAUUGGCUUUUGACGCAGGAUUAUUACCAUGCAAGAAAGAGCCUUUACAGUGGUGGCCCCCUGUUUUUGGAAUGCUCUCUCCAAGGAAGCACACUUGGUACCUUCACUGUCAGUUUUUAUGUACCAGGCUAAUAUAUAUUUUUAUUAUACAGGUCCUUUGCAAAUUAAGUGACCCUCUACUGUGCUUCUCAUAUUUUAGUAGGUAGGAUGGGACUUUUCAUUAUUGUAUUGUUGGAUGAGGUUUUUAACAAUUUUGUAUUGGAUUUAAAUUGUCUGCAUUUUAUCUGUAUUCUGUCUUCUGAAGUUGCUUUGAAACUCUGUAAAAACCAGUGGAUGCAGGUAAACAACAACAACAACCUUGCUGGUUCCUCUUCAAAAUCUUGGCAUCUAUGGAGCAUGAAACUGUCUCUGUUCUACUGUUUCCCUAGGCCUUUCCAGACAGUGGAGCUUGGUGAAUAUUAUUUAUCAGUUAGGCACCUGUCCCACCCCAUCCCGCUUUGAGCUUUUUAGAAGUCUUUUCUAUUGUCUGUGUUGUUCAGUUAAUAGCCAUAUGACACUGGAGGAGAUCAUCUGAAUCAUCUGAAUGUAUUUUCCCUAUAUGGACCCUCCUUAUCAUCUAUUUUUGUCUGAUGGGGAGGCAGCAGCAAUUAAAGUAUUGGACCAUCCCUGCCAUUCAUUUUACAAGGAAUGUUUACUGAACUGUGGUUAUUUGUAUGUUUGCUUCACAAUUGAUAGGUGUAUCCCAUGCAUUUACUCGAGUGUGCAUAGCUGAGUACAAAUAAUCAACUGGGAAACAUCUCUAAUGAUGCAAACAUAGAUUGAUAUGUUGUCCACAUCUCCACAGAUACAAAAUCCCACUAAACCUAACGUAUCUUUUUGCUUAUUCACAGUGCUCGCUGCACCAAUCCUGACAGCAAGUUCCCAAAGUUAUGACAACAUUGUUGUGAGUUGGAGAGCUGUAUAUAUGGCUGUUGGAUUCUUUGUGUCUAUCAUGAGAUCUGAUGGUUUGGGGAGCAUGUUGAAAGAAAACACCACAAACAACUCCCUGAUAUUUUCCAAUCUAGACCCAGGAACUCUCUAUACUAUCAAGGCACAUGCUUGGGAUGCUAAUGGGAUACCUGGAGAUGACUUCACCUACAACCAAAGAACAAGUAAGAGGAAACUGGAAAGCCAAGCCAACACUUGCUGUCAAGGAGGAGUCAGAUAAAUGUGACAAUCAGUAAAGAAAGUUUUACACCUAUGGUACUACUCAUGGACUUAAAACAAAAGGGGAAAGAGUUUGAAUGACUAUUUAGUUUCAAAUGUAACCACUUAAAUUUGUCCUGGCCAUUGGAAACAGUGGGCUUUAUCCAAUGACGUCAUUGCAUGAGUGGAAUGCCUCUCCUCCCGCUGCACGCCCCUGCACCCCUCCCAUAUCUGCUCUGGUGGUUUCCCCAACCCUCUGGAGCAGAUUUGAGAGGGCUGCAGGCAGUGCAUUGGGGAGAAAAAGGAGAGGAAGUUCCACUGUAUGAGCAUUCUGCUAGUAUGGGGAUUUCAUUGGAUUCGACCUAAUAAAAGAGGAGUUACAUAUAUUCCCUGUGCUUUAUUAAAGUCAAGCAUAAAACCAUGCACAUAAAAUCAGCACCAGAAAUCCAGAUACAUAUACCGUAUUUUUUGCUCCAUAACACUCACUUUUUUCCUCCUAGAAAGUAAGGGGAAAUGUCUGUGCGUGUUAUGGAGCGAAUGCCUGUGGGUGGCGGGGGGGAUCUGCUGCAGUCGUGAGCAGAGGAUCCAUGGUUCCCCUUCCUUCCCUCCUCCGUGCUUACAAAGCAUGGAUCCACAUGGAUCCUCAGGAUUUUUGCAUUGGGCUACUCCAAACUCACUGUCAGAUCACAUGUCUGUGGCCACAGCACGAACCACAAAAAUCAUAUAUUUUUUUUCUUGUUUUCCUCCUCUAAAAACUACAUGCGUGUUAUAAAGCGAAAAAUACGGUAUACCAUUUGUGCCUGAAAUACCAUUCAGCCUUAUUUUUAUUCGAGAGAUUUAUUUUGGGUUUUUUUUUGUUUUGUUUUAGGGCCUCAUGCACCAGGAGAUGUUCAAGUAGUUUUUGACAGUGGAGCGUUGAGAGCUGCUGUUUCGUUCACGCUAGCAGAAGGUGCUUCCAGUUACCUCAUUGCAGCCCACAGCGGCACCUCCAAAGUAAACUGCAGUACAAUGUCCAGUUCCUGCACUAUUCCAUCCCUUGAGUGUGGGGUAGAGUAUUCCCUGUCUGUUGUAGCAAGCAAUGAGGCUGGUUCCAGCACACCUACAGAGGCUGUGACUUUCAGGACUGGUACGUGAUCUUUAGCAGCUCAUAUGCACUGUUCAUGGUGUAUGGAGGAGUGUAUGCUUUGAAGAAUACCACAAGCUUAAUACAAUUGCCAGUGGAUGAUAGGUGUCAGGGAAAAGAGAUAAUAGUUUCUGCUUUUUUUAAAAAGGAAAAUAAUUGCGUAGGGGGAAAAGACAAGUAAAUGGUGCGUGAUAGAUGUUUUUAAAAAAUGAGUUUAGUAAAUUGAUUUUGAGAAACUUUUCACCAUUUAUCUAGUCUAAGGAACAGAAAAAAACAAAUGUGGAGGGGGAAAGCAUUGUUUAGUAGACAUUAGCCAUUAUAACUUAUUGUAAUUUAUUAUUUCAGUGACUGUGUUUCAGGAAAGGGGAACCUUUGGUCCUCCAGAUGUUGCCAUCUGGUCCCAGUCCCCUGCUGUAUAUAUAAUUGAAUAUCGGAUGCUGGGGACAAACAACAGAGGGAGGGCUAUUGUCUUUAUAUCCUGCUGUUGGGCCUUUGAGAGGCAUCUAGCUGGCUACUGUUGGAAAUAGUACGCAGGGCUAGACAGACACUUUCUCUUUAUCCUAUGUUCAUAGAAGUGAAGGAGAUUAUUUGAAGUCUGCAAACAGGAAGCAAAUCAGGAACCAUUUUUGCUGGGUUCAUUUGCAUGACAGUUUUGAAAUGGCUCAGAUGUUCACACUUUCAGUGUAUUUCUGAAUCUUGCAGUCUCUAUGUAUGUCUGAGUCUUCAAGCCUGUCUGCACCCUUUCCCUUUUCUGAUCAUUUUCGUACCAGAAGGUGAUUGCAAGAUCAAUAUGUGCAAACAAACCACACAGCAAUGUUCAAAAGGUGGGUGCGGAAUAAAAGGUACAAACUCCACCUACUUGUCCACCUUUCAGGUGUUGAGACAGGCUUAGCACACAAAUCCGUUUCUCAAUACGCAGCCCAGAUUUUUGGUAUGUGUGUGUAGAUGAUUCCCUCCUAACACACAAAAUACCCAGCAAUGUUGCUGCUGCUUAAUGAAAUGGUCCUAAAUUGAAAAAUGCAUGCUAAAUUAUAAAGGCAGGCUUGUGAUAGAUGCCUCUGCUUCUGGGUUAGUGCUGCUGCUUUUGCUCAUAAGUGCGAUUACUAAUAUCCCUGGAAAGGGCAGGUAUCUUUUCCUUCAAAAGCUUCUACUGAUAAUUACAUCUGCUGUGCAAACUGCACAGCAUGGAUUGAUCUUUGCAGUCACUAUAAUUAGCUGUAUGUGCUCUGGGGCACAGCAAGAGCUGAAACCUUCAGCACAUGUGGACUUAUUAGAUCAGAUGUUCUACAAAAGCAUAUCCAAUCCAUUGGUUAUGCACCAGUUGGGGAUUUCCUAAUGGUCUUAUUGGAGUUUUCUAAUAGCUGCACUAUUCAACUAUGAGAAUAUGAUAAUUAUUUUUGUUGAAAAUUUGACUUUUCAGUGCCUUGUGCUCCAGAAAGUAUAAUAAUUGAAGAGGAUGAGCCAGGCUACAUGGCAGUGUCAUGGUCAGAUGUUGACCUGGGUGAUUAUUAUGUGGUCUUUGUGAAAAGUGAUGAUGGCUUGGAGGUGCACUGCAACACAUCACAUACCCAGUGUCACUUCCAAUCAGACUGCGGCUUCACCUAUUUUAUUAGUGUCUUUGCCUAUAACAAGGCAGGGCAGAGUCCAUUAGGUGACAUAUUUAACUAUACCACAGGUAAGUGACAGUUUAUUUUUUGCAUGUAUAUUUGGUAUAUCUGCAUGGGCAUUAUAUAAAGCUAGAAACAAGCUUUGAGUGGUGAAAUAGCUCCGUGCUUGUGUGUUUGUGUAUUCACAUGUUUUUUAAGAUGAAAUGGAAUAUAAGGGAUUCCAAGAUGAGACAAAGUAGCUUCAUCUUUACAUAACAGUUAGGGCUGGUGACACAUAGGUGAAAAUUAGCACUCUAAGACAGGGAUUGUCAACCUGGUCCCUACUGCCCACUAGUGGACAUUUCAGGGUUCUAGGUGAGCGGUAGGGGGUUCUACAGCACAAGCUGAAUCCUCCUUCCAUCGAGCACUGGUGGGCGGUAAGGAAAUUUUACCCUCAAGAAAUAUGCAUUAGUGAGAGGUAGGUAUAAAAAGGUUGACUACCCCUGCUCUAAAAGCUUCACUAUCUGUUCCUGAAGGAUGAAUGGCUCAGACUAAGAAGCCAAGCUAGUCUCAUCUCUCCUCCAGACAACCUGUUUAUUCAGCUUUCAUCUUGAAUUGCUUGCACAAAGCUUACUGUACAUGGUGGGUAGAUUUUGUCCAGUCUUAAGUGAGCAUCCAUUCUUCCCAUUAAUUGUUAGCUCAUCCCAGACUUUUUAACACACUUUCCAGACUGCAAAAAGACCAUUUUGGGGGAAGUGGAUUUGUCCUGCUAGGGUGACAGAAUGCUUUCAUCCACUUCAAUCUGCAAACUUAAAGUACAGUGGUACCUCGGGUUAAGUACUUAAUUCGUUCCAGAGGUCUGUUCUUAAACUGAAACUGUUCUUAACCUGAAGCACCACUUUAGCUAUUGGGGCCUCCCGCUGCUGCUGUGCUGCCGGAGCACGAUUUCUGUUCUCAUCCUGAAGCAAAGUUCUUAACCCGAGGUAAUAUUUCUGGGUUAGCGGAGUCUGUAACCUGAAGCGUCUGUAACCCGAGGUACCACUGUACUGUUUCACUCAGGUCCACAUAUGCAAAUAAGGAAUCGAAAGUGACGUUCAGUGAUUGGAUAGUUACAGAAAAUGGUUACUGUUGCGUUCUAGUGGAGCUCUAUAUAAGCAGGCUGGCUGAACCCUUCAGUUCAGUUCAGUUCUGGCCUGUGAAUAAACAAGAGCUGUUUGAAGAAUCACUGUGUCGUCUGAUAUGUUCACCCACAACUUAGCAGGCACCUUCAUUACAUAUCUUUAGGCACCAGGUGAAAAUGUUUCUCUUCCGGUGUUUGGCUGAUUAACAUUCUAUGGCCUUCUGUGUGUCAGUGGGAAGGGGUGUUAUUGGUUUGUUUUGCUUGUGUUUUCAUUUUAUUAUAUAUUUUGUGUUGUCAUUUUGUAUUUCUAUGUUGUGAACCGCCCUGUGAUCUGCCAAUGAAAGGUGGUAUGCAAAUUGAAUGAAUAGUAAAAUAAAUAUUGCUGCAUUUCCCCUUUUUCCCCUUUAGCACCUUGCUGCCCCAGUGAUGUUAACCCAGUGUUCAUUUCCAGUGAUACAGUUCAGAUUGUUUGGUCUCCUGUCCGUGGUGCUGAAAUGUAUGAAACCAAAGCUGUGGAUUGGACCAACGAAUUGCUAUGCAAUGAUACUGCGACAGUUUGCACCCUUUCUGCACUCCAGUGUAACACCCAGUACAAUAUAACUGUUUAUUCAUUCAGUGAAAUUAGAGGCAGCAAUACAUCAUGCACAUCUAAACACGUGGCAACAGGUACUAUUUCAGUUUGCAAUUUACAAGUUUCAAUUUAAAAGUUAAAAAGUAACUGUACAAGCUGUAAAGGUGAACCAGUACUGCAUUGUAACUCAUAUAUUGGAACUAUUGGAACUGAACGGAGUAUAUUUGUCAUACUGUUUUGAGUGGAAGGAAAUAUCUAGUGGAAUUUCUGAGUUCAGACUGCUGUUUCAAAAUCUGAUCUCUGUUUUGUUUUGCAUACUCAUCAAUCUCAUGUAUGUUUUGCUGGAUUGCAACACUCCCAGACUGCACUUCUGGGAGAUAAAAUAUUUAAGUGCUCUCCCAUUUAAAAUAUUUUGCAUAUAUAAAGCUAACAUGUCAGGGACAUUUUGAGAUAGCAUUCCCCCAACACACUAGCUCUGAAUAUGCAGGAUGGUUUUGUUUGUGCUGUUCUGACAUCUUAAGUACACUCCCGCUGUGUGUUUUGACUCUGGGAUUAACAUUUCCAGUAGGCAUUUUGAUUUGCAAAACUUUAGGUCACUGAUUCUUUUAGAGCUGCAAUCCUAGCCAUUCUUGUAAUUUAAAUGCUAAGUAUGAUUUACUGCCAACUUCAAAUAAAAAUGUUCAUUGCUGUUGUUGCUGCUGCUAACAACUGUGUCUCAAAGGAGUUUAAAAAAACAUUGGCUAACAUGGCCAAUGGUCAGGAAUGAAGGAGUCCAACAACUUAUAGAAAACCCCCAGUUCCCCAUCCUUGCUCUAUAUAUCAGCAUUGUACAACAACUUGUUGCCCUGUGCCCCUGAGUUUGCACAUAAAACACUAUGGCAUUAUGGCAGUUAAGCCGCUACUAACCCCUCUAAUUUGGUAUCCUAAGACCUUUUAGGACUUUCAACUGAUUGUGCUAUGGAGAAUGUAUUUAUUUCAAGGUUGGUUUUCUAAAGACUGAAAAUACACCCACGUGCAAAUUUAAGUGAAAUGUUUUGGGAGGGGAGCAAAACUUGGACAGAGAGGAUACAGUCUUUGUAACUCUGGGGUUUUUUUUUAAGAUCAUAGAUUCUUAAUAAUCUACAGCUGUCUUAGUGCAACAUAAAAUCCAUAAAUAAGAAUGCAGUUUGAAUUUGCUCCAUCUAAAAUCUUUCAGCUCCAUGUAGUCCGGAAAUAAUAAGUGUCUCAAAGGAUGCUCUUUCUGUAAUUAGUGUGCACUGGCAUGCCAAUAAUGAUGAAGCGAUGUACACAGUCACUGCCAAAGGAGAGGCAGGAAUUUGGCAUUGUGCAAGCUCGGGAAAUUCAUGCACCAUCCAUAAUCUUCCAUGUGGGUCACUGUUCUCUGUCAGCACUGUAGCAAGCACAGAAGCAGGUCACAGCUUGCCUAGUUACAGUGUGCCUUUGGAGACAGGUAAGUUACAAUUGCUGAGAUGUUAUUUACCUUUUAGGUAUCGCUCCCUUUUUAUAACAGGGGACAGCAGCUCAUCAUCUGAGCUGAAGUUUUAACCAAGGUCGCCCAUAUCCAAAUACAUCUGCUGGCUAACAAUGACUCCUCCUUAUGUAUCACAAAGAUAGAUUGGGAGUUAUAGUACUUGCAGUAUGUCAAAGGAUAUACAAAGUAUAUACAAAUAGUUGAUCAAAUAUGGUUAGCAAUUGGACCAGCUCAUACUGCCUCCUCAGGUACUAGGGGUGGACUUAAGUCUUUCAGAUUUCAGUGGCACUCUGUGUGCGGCCAUAAUUUGGCACCCCUAUAGCCUGCCUUCCAUUCUGCUCAUGUACUACAUUAAUUUCAGUGGGUCUAGUCACUAAAUCCCACCCAAGAUGUAUCAUGGAUCAAUGAUUAGAUUAUUAAACAACUUCCAAAUUAAAUUUUCUGUGUAUUUUUUAAAAAAUUCAUAUAGUUUGCAUGGAGAUUAAAUAAAAAUUAGUCUCAGUAAUGACUGCCAGCAGGGCCAGCUAUUCCACUUGAUGCAUGUAGGUGGCCAUAUGGGGCAGAGAUGGGGAACCUCCAGAUGCCGUUGGAGUCCAUCAGUCCCAGCCAGAAUGGCCAAUGGUCAUGGAUGAUGGGAGUUGUAGUUCUAGGUUCUCCAUCCCUGAUCUAGGGUGACUGAAGGGAAAAAAUGAUGCAGGAUGCAGGAUAUGAUGCAGGAAAUAAAAAGUGGGGGGGGGGGUAGUAUUUAACAAAUAAAUAUAAAAAAUCAGCACAGUAUAUUUAUUCUGAGUAUAUUUAUGGUGGCAGCUAUUCUGCUUGGUGGAACCUUUUUCUUUAUAUCCUUAUCAGUGGUUGCUAUAGAAAUUUGGAAGGCGUAAAUUAUUUAUGGUGCUAAGCUCCUUUCUUUUGUUACAGACUGUACUGCUACAGCAUACGUGCACCUAUUAUUUGUCCGUGACACCCCACAGAACCCCCGAUUUGUUCUCUGUUUACCUGAUAUAUGUCCUUUGUAUCUAUUAGAAACUGCAAUGAAUAAGUGAAAAAAUAUGGUGACCAGUUAAAAGCUUGUGAUGCAGGCAAUUGGGAAUCAUUUUAAAUUUUCAACUAAAGUGCCAAAAUUUCACCUAAGAAUGUAGUUCUGUGCAUGGAGUAAAUACACACACAACCACUUACUAGGUAUUUUCCUCUUUCAAGCACCUUGCUGCCCAGUGGAUCUCACAGUAACUCAAGUGACACAGUCUGUAACAAACAUCAGCUGGUCUACUGGGACCGGCGCAAAGACGUACAUAGCAAUUCUGGAAUCGCACAAAGGACGUGCCAGGUGUCACACACUCCAAAACUAUUGCCUCUUGGGAUGCAUUACAUGUGGAACCAACUACAGUGUGUCUAUCAAAGUGAUCAGUGAAACAGGCUUAACAUCAGAUUGCAUAUACAAUGGAUUUUCUUCUAGUAAGUAUGUGAAAAUGUAUUUUUAAGUACCUGCAUGGUAUUUCUACAUUUCCACCCUCGUAUUAAAUGCUCAAACUAUGCUCACUGGUUUGGAUCCUGAAGUUAGAUGGAAGCUUGCAGAAGGGGCUGCCAUCCCUUCCUGCAAAUGUCCCUCUUUCCAGAGGGUUAAGACUCCUGAGUGGUGUGGACUAUGGAAUGCUGUGGAGAACAGAGGAAACAACAUUGGGCAAAACAAGGCGAGGCAUCUCCCCUUGCUUUGGGCAAGUUUCCUAUUUCUACAGCAGAACCCCCCCCAUCCCAUCCUGCACUGUUCAGAAGGGUCCCAUGACACGCUUGAGACUUUUCAGAGGGAACCAGAGGGCUGAAAAAGCUCACUUCUGGGAAUCCGCUGCUGCUUGCGGUUUUCUGGGCCUAGCCAUUCCUAGAUUACUGUCCUAAAGGUAAAGGGACCCCUAACCAUUAGGUCCAGUUGUGACCGACUCGGGUUGCGGCACUCAUCUCGCUUUACUGGCCAAGGGAGCCGGCGUACAGCUUCCGGGUCAUGUGGUCAGCAUGACUAAGCUGCUUCUGGCAAACCAGAGCAGCGCACGGAAACGCCAUUUACCUUCCCGCCAGAGCGGUACCUAUUUAUCUACUUGCACUUUGAUGCGCUUUCCAACUGCUAGGUUGGCAGGAGCAGGGACCGAGCAAUGGGAGCUCACCCCGUCGCGGGGAUUCGAACCGCUGACCUUCUGAUCGGCAAGUCCUAGGCUCUGUGGUUUAACCCACAGCACCACCCGCGUCCCUUACUGUCCUAGACAACUCCUAAAAGCUUACACUUUGAGAGAACCUACAGUACUUUAUUAGGACAUUCUGAAAAUUUUCUCCAUUUCAAUUGAUAAAAAAGAAAUCUGACCACUUUCUCGUCUAUCCCCCAAGAGGAAUGACCAAACUGAAUUAAGUGUUCUUGGUUGUUUUCCUCCUUUAGGUGCUUGCUGCCCUUCUGGGGUUAAGCUAUAUAGACUAGGCAACAAUGGCAUACGAAUAUAUUGGCGGACAUCCAAAGGUUCAAUCAACUAUAGUACAGAUCUUUAUGGCUCAAAAGGAAAUUUCACCUGUACACCAAACACAGACCUGACUUACUGCGAUAUUACCGAGAUACCCUGUGGCGAUGUCUAUACAGUUGUGGUGUCACCUGUAACUGAUAGCGAGGGAUCAAAACCUGCAUUUUGUCCUAAGAAGAUAUAUUCAGGUACUUGUGGGCCUUUGGCAGUAAUGGCAAAAGGGGACAGAAGCUGGGCCUUAAGAUAGUGGAAGUGAAGAAAAUUAAAACUCUGGAAACUCCUUGAAACAGUCUAAACUUGGUGGCUGCUGCACAGAGCUCUUAUCACAUGAAAUCUCCAUGCCAUUGUCAGCCAGUUUUGGUGAUGGGUUAUGGUGGCAUGGCAACUGUCUCUAUCUGAAGGUGUGUGGGAACGAUUCCAUUUUAUUCAUCUUAGCCACUGUUGCAUCUGAUGAAAUCAACUCAUCCAUAAAAGCUUAUGCCAAAAUAAAUGUAUUCUACUUUAGGGUCCUGCAAGACUCUUGUUUUUGCAUGGAUUAUGGUUUCUGUGUAGCUACCUUUAAACACAAUAGAGCUGCCGAUACUGCAGUGGCUAGUGGAGUAUUUCUAGAAAAUACUUAUAGCAGCUUGUCAAUGAUCCCCUCCCCUCAGUCCAGACAUGUGCUUGCCGAUCUGAAUUAUUCAGAUUUGUGGGGAAAUUGCUAAUCAUUCUCCAUACAGGUAAUGUAAUAUUGGUAUUUAUUCUGAAAACAUCUAUUGUUGCAAUUCUACCCAUUUAGAAGCAUGUUUAUUGACUGAAUCUUAGUCAAACUCCAAUUCAUUGCAUUUUCGAAUUUUCAAGUUAAAACCAUCACUUUAAAUUAAAACAAAUUGGUUAUGCUUUUUUCUAAGUUACAUUGUGAAAUCCUCUUUGGAAAGCACCGUUCAAUGACUCUUUCUAGCUGUAUAUAUAUGUAAUUUUGCAUUUCAUUUUCUAGUGACAUGCUCCGGAAGUUCAGUAGGAAUGGGUAAGUGAUUGUAUCAAAUUCCUCUUCUAAUAAAUCAAUAUAUUUUACCCAAGCUGAAAAUUCUUUUAAAUAUCUUUUGGGAUUUUCUAUUUUUUUAAAAUCAAUUUUAUCAGAGGCCAAAUUGCACUGUUUUAUUUUCCAUACCUUUUGCAAAGAAAUAUAUAAUAGUCAAUAAAGUUUGGGUUGUAUCCAACAGUGUCACUCAGAUUAUAGCAAAGCCGUCAUUAGUGGAACAAGAAAGCAAUUUUCAGCCAUUUAAGGAAAUAAGCAGCAGCAGCAGCAGCAGCAACAAAACACCAAUCACUUUUGUUUCUAGAGGAAUUUGUUCUCAAACUUACACAGGUUUUUCAACCCUGACCAUGAAGUAAACACUGAUUCACACAAUCUCAACAAGAGGUAAUUACCAAUCUAAAUAUUGGUAGAUGUCAAAAGCUACCUUAUGUCACCGCUCAAGCUGCAAAUGUAUUUUCAAUACAAGUGUUUCUAGUCAACUAAUAUUACCAUCAUCCUAUGCAUUUUCCUGAAGAUCUUCAGGAGUCAAAAUAGUCCCCCUGCAUCCCUGCCCCCCACCAUCAGGAAGGUUGCAUGGUCCUCAACGGAAUCAAGUCCCAGCACUUCUCAUUUUACAAAUUAAAAUGCUGGGAAACUACAUUUUACCCAUGUAGGAUUGAUGAAAAUGAGACAAAGUUUUAAAAAUAAAGUCACUCAAGUCUAAAUUGCUGUGUUUAAACAUUUUGAAUAAUAUUCCAGUGAUUUACAGAGGAAAGCGAAGUUCAGAACACUACCAGGUACUACAGGAAAAGAGAGAAUGA